AUGGUGCUUGGAGAUGAAACUGAUGUAUUUCAAUUAAGACAUGUAAUGUCUGAAUCAAAGAAGACGGUGCAUUUGUAUUUAACGGUGGUAGGUGAAGAAGCCGAAGGACAAGUAGUGGUUAACAACCAGUUUAAUCCAACAAAAACUAAUAGAGGUCGUAGAGAAAGCCAAUGUGAUGGAAACCGUUCAAGGGGAAAAGGAAAUGAAGUGCCAGUAAUGACAAAAAAACCAAAAGUGGGCAUGACUGAAUUACAACGUCAAAAUUUGUUCGAGUUUGGAGAAGUUCCUGAAAUUCAUGAUCGAAGAUGUGAGGAAACAUCAAAUGAAGGGUGGUCGGAUGAUGAGUACACGCAACGAAAAACUGCUUUUAAUCCAUGGUAUUGUAUUCCUUCUAUUCCUGAUUGUCCAGAACCUAUUCUUGAACCUGGACCAUUUCACAGUUUAGGUCCGAAUGAUAAAUUAAUUAUACGUGCUUUCAGAAAGUGUUGUAGAAAAGUUAUUAUUAUGGAUGGAGCUCAUUUGAAGGGAAAGUACAAAGGCACCAUCUUGCAUGCAGUAGCCAUGGAUGGCAACAAUCAGAUCUUGCAUAUUGGUUAUGGAAUUUGCCCAAAAGAGACUACGGAUUCUUGGACAUGGUUUCUUGAAAAACUACAUGAAUGUAUUGGUGAUGUGGAAGGUCUGAUAAUGGUCACAGGUACGGCACCCGCAAUUGCUAUAAGUAUUCAAAAUCUGGUAAGAGCUUACAAAACCAUUGAGUUUGAAUUCUAUUGGCAGAGACUUCGUAAUAUAAGAGAUGAUGUAGCGACAUAUCUCAGUCAAAUUCCACGUGAGAAAUGGACCAGAGCGUAUUGCCCUACCACAAAGUAUGAUUAUAUGACCUCAAAUAGUGCGGAGUCCAUGAAUGUUGUAUCAAAUAAAGCAAGGAAGUUGCAUAUAUUACCACUUCUUGAGUUCUUUCGCACACUUAUGCAGAAAUGGUUUUACAAACGGUGGAUGGUUGCAGAAAAAAGUACAACAGUACUUACGAAGUGGACUAAAGAUAUGGUUAAAAAAAUAAAUAUGGGUUUCAAGGAUGGUCAGUAUCCGGUGUUGACAAUACAACGUAUCAAGUGCAUGACUUCAAAAGUGGCGGCAUAG
Messenger RNA from Lactuca sativa (garden lettuce), 1137 nucleotides. RefSeq lists its product as uncharacterized. Lineage: Eukaryota; Viridiplantae; Streptophyta; Magnoliopsida; Asterales; Asteraceae. The record is from RefSeq and is a predicted model, not a curated record.